AAAUCUCUUUACCUUUCACACUAUAUAACAUCUCUCUAUAAACCCAGAAAAAAACCCUUUUCCUCUCUCACUCAAAAUUAUAAUGUAAUGUAAUAUAUUUGAAAAUUAAGAAGGAAAAAAGAAGAAGAGAUUUUGAUUGUUUCUUUGUUUUGUCAUGGCGACGACUCAGAAACUUGUGGUAGAAGUGGUUGAUGCACGUAAUUUAGUACCCAAAGAUGGUCACGGGACGUCGAGUCCUUACGUUGUGGUCGACUACUACGGACAGAGGAAGCGGACAAGGACGGUUACCAGGGACAUAAACCCUACAUGGAACGAGGUUCUUCAGUUCAAUGUCGAAAAACCCUCUGAUGUUUUCAGUGACAUGCUUGAACUUGAUGUUUAUCAUGAUAAGAAUCAUGGGCCAACCAGUAGGCAAAAUUCCCUGGGAAGGCUGAAGUUGAGUUCGGGACAGUUCGUUAAGAAGGGUGAAGAAGCUUUGAUUUAUUAUCCUUUGGAGAAGAAAUAUUUGCUUAGUUGGAUUCGUGGUGAGAUUGGUUUGAAGAUUUAUUAUGUUAAUGAUGUGCCGCCACCUCCUCCUCCGCCUGUUGAGGAGGCGAAAGCGGAGGAGGGAAAGGUGGAGCCGCCUUCAGAUAAUGCAGCGGCCCCUGUACCGUCUAACCAACAACCACCACCAGCUGAGGUGAAGCCUGAUGACAAUGCUGCAAGUCCGCCUGCGGACGGUGAGUCCGUGAAGGCUGUUGAAGCUGCGCCAGUGGGAGAAGAAAAGGGUGAAGCUGAAGGCGAGAAGCCAGCAGAAGGAUAUGAUCAGGUGGAGCCAGAAGCAGAUUCGAAAUCCGUACAAGCUGAUGAUCAUGAUGAUGAUAUUGUACUUGAUCCUACAUCAGCCAAUUGGGUCCCGCCGCCACAGUCGGGUAUCAUGGCAUCAGCUACAUCCGGGUCUAUUCCGGAAAUCAGAGUUACACGAACCACCUCUGCUCCGCCGCCACUCACACGGCCAGCAACCCCUGCCAGUUAUGUUUCCUCCGUGGACCCACCUGAUCACACUCGGAUCGAACGGUCCUCGUUUGAUCUUGUUGAAAAAAUGCAUUACGUUUUCGUCAAAGUAGUGAAAGCAGGCAGCCUACCCACCAAUGGAAACCCCACCGUUAAGAUCGCCAUCGCGGGUUGCCACGUGACAUCAAAACCAGCUCGAAAAGCCAAGUAUUUUGAGUGGGACCAAACAUUUGCCUUCGCCCGCGACACACCGGAAACUUCCUCGUUUCUAGAAGUGUCUGUUUGGGCCGAUGCGGGUGGCGCCAAUUUCUUAGGCGGGGUUUGUUUCGACGCGACGGAGAUUCCUUUACGAGACCCACCGGACAGCCCCUUGGCGCCGCAAUGGUAUAGGUUGGAAGGAGGUGGAGCUCAUAGAGGUGAUCUAAUGCUUGCUACUUGGAUCGGAACCCAGGCUGACGAAGCAUUUCCUGAUUCGUGGAAAUCGGACGCCGCCGGUAACCUUGUGAAUUCUCGCGCCAAAAUAUAUCUCUCUCCUAAGCUUUGGUACCUUCGAGCUUCCGUCCUCGAAGCGCAAGAUAUUUUGCCAUUGACGGCGUUGAAAGAAGGCUCAUUUCAAAUGAAAGCGCAAUUGGGAUUCCAAGUGCAGAAAACUAAAGCUUCUGUUUCUCGUAACGGAAAUCCAUCAUGGAAUGAAGAUCUCAUGUUCGUAGCCGCCGAGCCAUUUGCCGAACAUUUAAUAUUCUAUCUCGAGUACCGCCAACAGAAAGGACCGGUGACACUAGGAGUCGUCGGAAUCCCGCUGACCUCCAUUGAACGUCGUGUCGAUGAUCGGAAAGUGAUAUCUCGAUGGUUCAAUCUCGAGGAUCCAAAAAGUGAUAAGAAAGGCUACAAAGGCAGAGUACAUUUGAGCCUAUGUUUUGACGGCGGAUAUCACGUGAUGGAUGAGGCGGCGCACGUCUGCAGCGAUUACCGGCCGACUGCAAGACAGUUGUGGAAACCGCCGGUCGGGACACUUGAGCUUGGGAUCAUUGGUUGUAAGAAUUUGCUGCCGAUGAAAACUAUAAACAGUAAAGGGUCCACGGAUGCAUACACCGUGGCAAAAUACGGGGCGAAAUGGGUCCGAACUCGUACAGUGUCCGAUUCUUUAGAUCCGAAAUGGAAUGAGCAGUACACGUGGAAGGUAUAUGAUCCAUGUACGGUGUUGACAAUAGGUAUGUUCGAUAGUUGGGGAGCAUUGGACACCGACAGUGGAAAAGAAGCCACGCGUCCUGACUUCCGUAUGGGAAAGGUACGAAUACGCGUAUCUACUUUGGAAACCGGUAAGGUGUACAAAAAUACAUAUCCGUUGGUGAUGCUGGGUAAUACCGGGGUACAAAAAAUGGGUGAGCUGGAGGUGGCUGUAAGGUUUGUCCGUGCAGCUCCAACCCUAGAUUUCUUACACGUGUACUCUCAGCCUUUGUUACCGUUGAUGCACCAUAUAAAGCCUUUAGGAAUGCCCCAACAAGAGAUGUUGAGGAGCACAUCCGUGAAAAUCUUGGCCGCACACUUGUCGCGAUCAGAGCCACCACUGAGGAGUGAAGUGGUACGUUACAUGCUCGAUGCCGACUCACACACGUUCAGCAUGCGAAAAGUACGUGCGAAUUGGUCAAGGAUAGUCAAUGUGCUAUCGUGUUUGAUCGAUAUGGUACGGUGGAUAGAGGAUACACGUAUGUGGAAGAAUCCAACGGCUACGAUACUUGUGCAUGCAUUGCUAGUGAUGCUGGUGUGGUUCCCUGAUUUGAUCAUUCCCACGUUGGCAUUUUAUGUGUUUGCGAUUGGAGUAUGGAACUAUAGGUUUAGAUCAAAGGAGAAAUUACCCCACUUUUGUCCUAAGAUGUCAUUGGCGGACAGCGUGGAUCGUGAUGAACUCGACGAAGAGUUCGAUACAAUGCCAAGCACCCGAUCGCCGGACAUUAUACGCACGAGGUAUGAUAAGUUACGCGCGAUCGGUGCACGUGUGCAAAACAUAUUAGGUGAUGUCGCCACGCAAGGCGAACGUGUACAAGCAUUGGUGACAUGGCGAGACCCACGUGCGACGGCCAUUUUUGUUGGAUUAUGUUUGAUGGUGGCAUUCGUGUUAUAUUUGGUACCACCAAAGAUGAUAGCAAUGGCAUUCGGGUUCUACUAUUUCCGGCAUCCCUUGUUCCGGGAUCGCAUGCCGUCACCGGCACUGAACUUCUUCCGAAGGCUUCCAUCUUUAUCCGACAAAAUAAUGUAGGGUUGUUAUCGUUUUUCCUUCAAUCUUUUUGUUAGUUUGACGUGCAACUUAUAUACAUAUAAUCUUUUUCUGGGUAAGCAAAAAAAUGGUGUUAUGAAAUAAGUUAGAAUUGUAUGAUAAAAGUGAAGAGCAUAGUUUUAUUUAUUUAUUUUGAUUAUCAA
Gossypium raimondii (Peruvian cotton) is the source of this 3411-nucleotide messenger RNA. Its product is annotated as FT-interacting protein 7. The transcript has a single exon. The coding region runs from base 155 to 3250 and encodes 1031 amino acids. Lineage: Eukaryota; Viridiplantae; Streptophyta; Magnoliopsida; Malvales; Malvaceae. The record is from RefSeq and is a predicted model, not a curated record.